This is a messenger RNA of Python bivittatus (Burmese python), 2513 nucleotides long. It is a transcript of the gene SMPDL3B, whose product is annotated as sphingomyelin phosphodiesterase acid like 3B. Gene Ontology annotation, molecular function: sphingomyelin phosphodiesterase activity. NCBI's taxonomy places the organism in Eukaryota, Metazoa, Chordata, Lepidosauria, Squamata, Pythonidae. Gene Ontology annotation, biological process: sphingomyelin catabolic process. The record is from RefSeq and is a predicted model, not a curated record.
CAAAGAGCUUGUCAAAUUACAAAGUUCUUGGUAGCAGUUUGAAGGCACGCAGAUAAUAUAAAGCUUGGCCCCUUGACGAUUUCCUUCAGUUAACACACCGUUUAAAGAUUUCCCAAGGACUCUGCUAAGUAGGAAGAAAUACUUUUGAUGGCAAGAGGAGUUCCUUCAGCGACCUGUGAGUCAAAAAUGUAGGGGAGGAGAGCAAAAAGUGGGACUGGCUGAUGAUCGAUUGCCACAGCUGCAUCUACGGAAGACGAAGCAGAUCCUCGGUGCCUGUUGGCCACAAAACUCUUUCGCCAAAAUGGAUUUUUGCAGGAUUAUAUUGCUGCUGAUGCAUUGCAGAAAUGUAAUUGCUGCUUCAGGUUCCUUCUGGCAUAUCUCAGACCUUCAUCUUGACCCACAGUACCAAAAGUCCUCAGAUCCUUUGAAGGUGUGCCCAUCUGCUGGCACUCAGCCAGUGAUCAGCGCAGGAACUUGGGGUGAUUACUUGUGUGAUGCUCCCUGGAUUCUUAUCAACUCUUCUGUUUAUGCCAUGAAGAAGAUCCUUCCCGAUCCAGACUUCAUUCUUUGGACUGGAGAUGAUACUCCUCAUGUGCCAGAUGAGAAGCUGGGGGAUGAAACAGUGUUGGAAAUAAUAGAAAAGCUAACUAACCUGAUCAGAGAUGUCUUUCCAGAUACUCAGGUCUAUCCAGCAAUGGGCAACCAUGACUUUCACCCCAAAAAUCAGCUUCCCACUGAGGAGAACAGGAUCUACAAUGUAACAGCAGAACUAUGGCGCCCCUGGCUUGGUGAGCCCUCCAUACAGACAUUCAGAACAGGUGCUUUCUACAGUCAAUUGCUGCCUAGUCCCGGACCAGCAAGGCGAAUAAUUGUCCUCAACACAAAUCUGUACUAUGAAAAUAAUAAUCGGUCCAUCGGUCUGGAGGAUCCAGGAGGCCAAUUCCAGUGGCUGCAAACUCUGUUGACCAAGGCAUCAGAAACAGGAGAAAAGGUCUAUAUUACUGGGCACGUUCCUCCUGGGUUCUUUGAAAAGAAACGAGGCAAACCCUGGUUCCGAAAACCCUUUAACCAAAAAUAUACAGAAAUCAUUCAGAAGCAUCAUGCCGUGAUUGCAGCACAAUUUUUUGGGCAUCACCAUACAGAUAGCUUUAGAAUGUUUUACGAUAACGCAGGGUCCCCGAUCAGUGUCAUGUUUUUAGCUCCAGCAGUUACACCUUGGAAGACAACCUUACCAGGUGUGCACAAUGGAGCCAACAACCCUGGUGUCCGCGUUUUUAAAUACGACCGUGACACUCUGCUGGUGAAGGAUAUAGUAACUUACUACUUAAAUCUCACCCAUGCUAACAUGGGAGCUCCAGAGUGGAAGAAAGAGUACAGCCUGACAGAGGCAUACCAGAUCUCCGAUGGUUCUGUUCGCUCCAUGCAUCUGCUCCUGGAGAAACUUAUGAAGGAUCAAGGCCACUUCCAGAAGUACUACCAGUAUAAUUCAGUGCAAUACGAUCGCUCAUUCUGUGAUGACAACUGCCAGACAGACCACAUCUGUGCUAUCAGAGAAGUUGACUUUGCAGGAUACAGUCAGUGUGUUAGAGCCAGAAGUGCUGCAGUCGCAACCCCAGUUCUGGACAUUCUCUUAUUUUGCCCCACAAUGGGUCUCAUUACUUUAGGCCUCUGGGGCACCUUAAGCAAGCUGGGCCACAAAUAGGGGCAUAUGGAUUCCACAGGAGCAAAGAAAAAACAUAGAAUGUAGUGACAAUCACAGGUGCCAGCAUCCUAAGAAUUUAGACCAUCCAUUUCUGAUGAAUUUCUGAACUGCAAACUCAGCUGAAGAUCAUCAUCAGAACAAAGAAACAAAGCUAUUAAUUAUUUUGCCUGCCUUAUGAUGGUGCAAGGUCUUCUAGGUAAAAAAGCAAUUCUCAAGUGGCAAAGCCUCUCUUUCAAGAGCAUCAUUCCUAUGACUGCAAGGAUUAGGGAUUGGGGUAUUGUUCUGCAGUGGUUCUACUUCUUCAUAAAUGGGCACUUCCAACUGAUGUUGGUGAAAGAGGAGAGGUUCCUGAUGGACUGCCCCAGGCCUUGGACUCCUCCUCUUUAGCAUCCACAUGAAAUUGCUGGGAGAGGUCAUCCAUCAGUUUGGGGUGACACAUCAUCAAUAAGCUGCUGAUACCAAUUUUGUAUCUCCACUCCAGGCUGAACAGAUGACAUUGUGGAAUUCUUGACUUGAUACCUGAAGGCUAUAAGGGACUGGAUUGGGUGGAACAGGCUCAAUUCAAAACCUAAUAGAGUUACUCUCUGUGCAGAUGUCUUCAGGUUCUUAGAAAGUUCCAUCUAUUGCUCUUUGGAGUGGCACUUUCCUCUGAAGGAGUAGACUUGUGGCUCCUGCUAGAACAAGUGAAGGCCAUGGCCAGAAUAGUUAGCUUCAGCUGGUCUACCUUGCCAGUUGUGACCUUUCCUGGGCCAGGAGGCUCUAAAGACUGACUCGUGCACUCAUCUGUCAGGAUUUUCUUUCUCAUGGGAAA